Molecule: messenger RNA, 1657 nt
Organism: Cuscuta campestris
Lineage: Eukaryota; Viridiplantae; Streptophyta; Magnoliopsida; Solanales; Convolvulaceae
Source: the annotation of a GenBank genome assembly
AGUCAUAUCCAUGCGCAAUGGCGGGUAUGGACGGAUUCGGUUUUGACACUCACACCAGAAACGGGAGUAGUUCCGAGACUCCGGUUGUGAACGUUUCGGCUGGAUUGGGUGGCUCUGUUGGGCAGACCACUCCGAUCAACAUUCCUUUCGGAUCGAGUGCGUCCAUGGGGUCCACUCCGAUCACCGCCUUCGUUGGAUCGAGCACGACUAUGGGGUCCGCUCUGGUCACCUCGGUUAUUGGACCAACCGCGGCUACGUCCGCAAUGGUCACCCCACUCGGACCGAAUAUGGCUUCGGCCAUACCGGUCAUUCCCUCACUUGGACCGAACACGGGUGUCUUCACAUCCGCACCGGUCGGACAUCCUACUGUUAUGCUGCCUGCGAACUCUAUCAAAGAACCGGCAAAGUUCACAGGUGUUGGCUUUAAAAUAUGGCAGCAAAGGAUAUUAUUUUGGCUGACAACCCUCAACCUUGCGAGGGCCGCAUCCGCAAAGGAGUUAUGGACUACACUGUCCAACAAAUACCAGGCCGAGGACGCCAGGGCGAAGAAAUUCGUUGUCGGUAAGGUCUUGGAUUUUAAGAUGGUGGAUUACAAACCCGUGGUCAGUCAAGCAGAAGAAUUGAUUCUCAUUUUUAAUGAGUGCACUGAUGAGGGAAUGGGAGUCAGUGAGGCAUUUCGAGUGGCGGCGAUUAUUCAUGUGCUCCUGCCGGCUUGGGAUGAGUUCCGGAGCUAUCUCAAGCUCAAACGGAAAGAAAUGACUUUAGAACAGUUGCUUGUUCGUCUCCGGAUCCGUGAAGAGGGUCUCACUCGCGAGAAGAAAGUAGCUGUUGCUAAGGCCAAUGUGGUGGAGCAUCCACCCGAAGAGGGUUCUUCCAAAGGGCCCAAUCCAAAUAAGGACAAGAAGAAAAUUGGUCCUAAAGGAGGCGUCGCGAAGCCCAAGUUCGCGGGGAAAUGCUACAACUGUGGCAUUACGGGCCACCGUUCUUCAGAGUGCCGCAAGAAGCCUCAGAAGAAGAAGCAGAAGAAGGAAGAAGCUCUCUGCUCGGAGCUAGAUGCUAUGGACCUUUGUGCUGUCGUGACAGAGGUCAACCUGGUCGGGUCUAACCCGAAAGAGUGGAUGAAGCGCGGUCACUGUGGGGGCGGUGCCGGUUCCCCAGGUCAGUCCCUUCCAUUCCUGCUUAAGACAGUGACUCCCGGAAAUGACGAGUACAGUUCAAAGACAUCGCGUUCUACUGAACAGCCAGUAAAGAAGGUAUACUUUACAAGGGACAGGUUCAAAAGUGGAGACACUUACCUGUUCUUUGCAGGCUUGCUCCUUCAUCAUCCUCCCUUGGGAAUGGGCGUCCUUAGCCAUCUGGAGCUUGCGCUAGAUGGUGGUCCAAUUCUCCUUGAAGCGGACCAGGGUGUCUGGACUGACUCUAAGACAAGACCAGGAGAUGAUGUAUCUGGAGCCGAGGAAGAGGUGUUGGUGGACCCGGGAUCAAUAGGAAGAUUGGCAAGCUUGACCAUGGGAUUUCCAGCAUCAGAAGACUGGGUUUCACUUCGCUCAAGAGAAGUGGGAUCCUAAGAGCCGCUGACGUUAGAGUCAGAGGAGAUGGGCUGGGCUGACUUAGAUGAAAUAAUGGGACGGUUGCCCAAGAAAUAGAACCUAGCUUG